AAACAUCUUUGACUACGAGUGUAUCCCAACAAAGCUGUGAAGUUUGUUUACGAAUUGUGUCUCGUGUUUAUGUUUAUAUAAAUUGUGUGUCACAAGUCAACGUGUCUGACACGGAUAAAUUUGUUGGGUAUGCUGCCCGUGGAACAAUGUUUUCCCAUAAAAUUUGGUUUAAGGCUUUCGCCUGCAGCUCUCAUUAUGAUAUAUGAAGCUGGCAGUGGAACUGGUAAAAUCAGGAAAAGGAUAAUGCCAGUAAGAAACUUAAAACCAAAUUCAAAAAUAAGUUACGUUGCAAAGGAGUUGAUACUGCGUCAUGACAUUUUGGAAAAAAUUUGUCAUAUCAAGCUUGAAAAGAUGCUGAGGUUGUUGCAAGAAUACAUAAAAUGCAACGACCUGCACGAAUCAUUGGUAAUUGUGAGAAAAGAAUACGAUAUUAAUCCAGACGAAGAUUUCAAUGCGUUGGAAAGGGAUGAACUUAUCCGAAAGAAAGAAAUAAUGGACGAGAUAUUUAAUAAACACCGUAUUUCACCAGGUGAUCCUGGAUUCAUUUAUGAUAAGAGAGUAGAUUUUGAAAAAGGAACUACUAAAGUGAAAUCUGAGUGGGACAGUGACGGUGGUAGUGAUGAUGCUGAUGGCUUCUGGAAUUAAUAUGUUAAACGACUAACUUUGCCCCAGUAAGUCAUCUCAGUAACAGCUUUUAACUCGUGCUGAUCUUUGUUGAAAUGAUUUGGAGCUCAUUAGCAAGUAAUUCGUUUUAAGACUUUUCAAGAUCAAAUCUGGAUAUUACACUAAGAGAAGUUGAGUUUCCUUUUGUGCACAGAUAGCAACGGAGAAUUUAACAACAUCCAUACAGGUGUUAGUCAUUUUAGGAACGCGGAGCAAACUUCAUAAUAGUUGCUAGAACCUGUGCCGCCCAUUAGUUGUUGUGAGUUCUUGGUGGUUUGCUUCCUUUCAUGUGAUCUGCUAUAAACCACUCAAUAAAUUGCUCUGUUAAGCUUGCAGUAUGUAA
Schistocerca piceifrons (Central American locust) is the source of this 1006-nucleotide messenger RNA. Its product is annotated as centrosomal protein of 19 kDa-like. The transcript has a single exon. Gene Ontology annotation, cellular component: centrosome; centriole; ciliary basal body. Gene Ontology annotation, biological process: trans-Golgi to periciliary membrane compartment transport; microtubule anchoring at centrosome. The record is from RefSeq and is a predicted model, not a curated record. Lineage: Eukaryota; Metazoa; Arthropoda; Insecta; Orthoptera; Acrididae. Bases 130 to 645 code for a protein of 171 amino acids.